CAUUUUUUUUUCUCUUUCCUUUAGUACAUUUAUUUUGCCCAAUUUUCCUGAUUUAUAUUCAUUUUUCUCGGUUAUGCUUCUUCAUUUCUAUCGUCGGUGAAUUAUUUUAUUCAAUUAAUAAUUCUAAUUCAAUAAAUUAAUCCAUCAUUUCCUACAAUUUGGUUUCUGUAUUCCCCGAAUCUCACUCCAAUCGUAGAUAUUUCACUGCUGUUUCAGGAAUAUUCAAUUCAUUAAUUGGAUGGAAACAUUUUUGUAUUAGUUUGCUUGAUUUCUGAGAUAAAUUAAUGAAGAACAAAUGAUAUUCGGUGAAGAAGAAAUCAACAAGAGUAGUAGGUGUGUUUGGAUCAGGUGAUGGAAUUUGGUAGGAGGAGAGAGAAUGUAAAUGCAAAUGGAUAUGGUUUUUUUGUGCAUGAAUAUGGUAAUGGUAAUGGUAAUGGUAAGGGUAAUUACAACGGUAACGGUUUGAUUAACUCUAAAAAUGGGUUUGAAGAUGUUGGACCUAUAUUAGAAUCUUUUUCAUCAACAUUGUUUCCAUUUUCUUCUUCAUCAUCGGCGACUACUUUGUCGACGCCAUCAUCGUCGUCUGCUUCACCUUCGCGUUUUAUUGAGCAUCAUGUAACUAAAAUGGAUACUCUUGCUGGUAUUGCUAUUCGAUACGGUGUUGAGGUUGCUGACAUCAAGAAGUUGAAUGGUUUGGUAACGGAUCUCCAAAUGUUUGCCCUAAAGACACUACAUAUUCCACUUCCUGGAAGGCAUCCUCCUUCAACUUGCGUAUUGAAUGGGUAUAGCAGCUCAGGACCAAGCAACUCUGAGCGGACUAUAAUUCGUCGUGCGCACACGGAGAUCCUUGAAUCAUUUCAAUCUUCAAAAAUUACGCCACAACGUAUAUCACCUGCAAUGAGUUCUUUACGAGGCUACUAUGGACUUGGUGAACAGAAAAAUGUUUCUGAAGGUUUUGAAAUGGUGCUUUACAACAGAAGAACUACCAGUUACAGCGAAGAAGGAUAUUCUACACCUUCACUGAUAAAUGCAUCUCUUAGUCAACACCGGAGGUCCAGAAGUGUUGCUAAUGGCGUUAAGAUACAAGAUGGUGAACUGGAUAAUGAUGUGGAUGGUGCUGCUAAGUGGAUUCAUAACCUAAACAAGAGACGUCAGAAAUCAGAAUCUGAUUUCUCUCGCACUCUGGAAAAAGUUUUGAAGGAAGAGAAUGGGAGUGGUAGUUGGUUUUCUGCAAUCACAGGAAAAGGUUUAGCUUUGAGAACUAAAGCAUCAAGUAAAACCAAUUCGGCUUCUGAAGUUGAAGCUGGUGGAACUUACGGGUUUCCUUUCAGUUUGAGAGAUUCUACCCCAGCUGAAAAUACAUGUGGAGUAAGGAAGUCCUCUAGCACAUCAAGUUUGCUGGAUCAAGAAGGCAAUAAUAACACUUCAUCAAUAUGGUCAGCAGCAAAAUGGUCGUUGACGCCAGAUCUGCAAGCUGCUCUUGCAAAGCCUAUUUUUGAGGGCUUACCAAAGCCAAUUACUGGUCGAAAAUCUAAAGCGGCUUUAGACUAGAUGCUGAGCCAAUAUUGUAUGCAAGGGUUUCUACUUCUUGUUCCAAAUGGAAAAGACUAUAUAGAAAUAUUCAUCUACAAGAAGAAUGAAAGAAAUUGAAGCCUAUCAUGUGUUUUGCCCUGGGUGCCGGGUGGUGGUCGCGCAAGCUGCAAGCCAAGUGCAUGAAAUGUUUAUAUAAUGAAACCUUGAAGGAUACCUUAUGACACAAUUAAGUAUUUUUUUGAUGGAAGUUCUUAUUGAAAUGCAGUUCACAGAAAUUUGUAUAUUAAAGUCUCGGAUUUCACUUUGAUUAGAAAUAUACUUGAUUAUUAGUUAACAUGAAAUUUUUUUUGUUUAUUUCAUUGUAUUAUUUGUUUACAUCAGGAAAAUUUUGAACUUUAGAUCAAGUAGAAGCAGAUUAUAUGUGAAAGA
This is a messenger RNA of Amaranthus tricolor (Joseph's coat), 1962 nucleotides long. RefSeq lists its product as uncharacterized. The transcript has 3 exons. NCBI's taxonomy places the organism in Eukaryota, Viridiplantae, Streptophyta, Magnoliopsida, Caryophyllales, Amaranthaceae. The coding region runs from base 352 to 1551 and encodes 399 amino acids. The record is from RefSeq and is a predicted model, not a curated record.